AACCCGUGUAAACAUGAGCACGUGAAGAGCAAAGUGGGAGGCUCGAGAAGGAGAAGAAGAAGAAGAAGAAUAAGGAGAAGAUAACGAUUUCGCCAUUCCGAGCGGAUGUGCAUGUUUUCUGUGCUGAAACGCGCUCAUUUCCGUCGGGCACGAGCUCGAACGGAAGUCCCAGGUUUACGCUCCUACAGGUGCCCAACUGUUUACCGAAACCACCCGGGACCUUUCCCCGCGUACAGCGUCACUCCUCCAGGGACCGAGAUUUAACCCCGAGCUGGAGAGGAGCACUGAUUCGGUGUCUCGGCAUGGCAAGCGGACCCAGUUUGAUUUUGGCACUUCUUAAUCUUUGCAUCUGUUUUCUGCUGGCAGAAUCUACUUCAAAAUGCUUCAUUAAAGGUGAUGAAGCCUAUUGUGCCCUGAAAAACCUGUAUACGGUGCCAGUUUUGCCUCCCUAUAUAGCUUACUUGGAUCUAACCUUAAAUUACAUUAGUGAAAUCCAUGAGAAAUCCUUCUAUGGUUUGGAAGCGCUACAAAUCCUACUGAUCCAGCAACAGGAAGGACGACUUGUCUUGAGAAAUAAUGCCUUUAGUGGACUGUCCAAUCUGGUACUACUUGAUCUGGCAUACAACAAAGACCUACAAGUGGAUCCAGGAGCAUUUAAUGGAUUAUUCAACCUCCGGGUACUCAAUCUUACAGAGUGCAAGUUAAAUGGCUCUAUUCUUUCAGGAGACUACCUGAGACCUCUGGUGUCUCUGGAGCAGCUUUCACUAUCUGGAAAUAAUAUACCUAAAAUCCGUCCCGCAUCUUUCUUCGUCAACAUGAGCAAACUGCAUAUCGUAGACGUCUCUCGUAACUGGAUUUACAGUUUUUGUGAAGAAGAUUUGUUCCAUUUCCAGGGGAAACACUUCACUCUCCUCAAACUGCAAGAUAUCAAAAUGACUGACAUGACUCCGUAUUGGUCUGGAUGGAAUAAAUGUGGAAACCCGUUCAAGAACAUGUCCAUGACGCUGCUUGAUUUGUCUCAAAACGGCUUCAGCGUUGACGUCGCAGUGCUGUUCUUCAAAGCAAUCAGAGGAACCAAAAUUCACACUCUGAUCCUUAAUCACAGCGGCAGCAUGGGAAAGGGAGUUUGGUACAACAACCUGAAAGACCCAGACCAGAACACAUUUAUGGACCUGUCCGAGAGUGGCGUUAAGGCUCUGGAUUUGUACAGAGAUGGAAUUUUUGCUCUUAAAAAUUCGGUUUUCCGUCAUAUGCCAGAUCUGGAGGAAAUCUCAUUAGCUGCUAAUUUAAUCAACCAAAUUGAAAGAGAUGCUUUUAAUGGACUGGACAGUUUAAGAAUGCUCAUACUGUCUCAUAACCUUUUGGAUAAAAUUGAUUCUGGAACAUUUGAGAAUUUACGAAGUCUUGAGACACUGGAUUUAUCUAAUAAUAACAUAAGAAUACUUGGGUCUGAGUCAUUUCAAGGACUGCCCAAUCUAGCUCACCUAUUUCUGUCUGAAAAUUCAUUACAAUCCCUGCAUACACUGGCGAAUCUUCCCAAACUUACAGUAAUUUACUUAGAGAGUAACAAAAUUACAUCCCUGCAUGGUCUUCCAAGCCAAGCAAGAAACACCACAACGAUUGAUUUGCGGAACAACAGAUUAAAUAAUGCUUCAAACUUCUACACCGUAUUAGUGGAAUUCCCCAAUAUUGAAACGAUUUUUCUUGGAGGCAACGUGUUUUCGUGGUGUGUUCUUAAUGAUAACUAUUCUGUUUCACCUUUAAACAAGGUACAAUUUCUCGACCUUCAAGGUACCGGCUUGCAGAACCUCUGGUUACAAGGACGGUGUCUCGACAUGUUUGACCACCUUCACCAGCUGCAGACGCUUCUUCUUCGAAAUAACUUCAUGCAGUCACUUCCAGAAAACAUUUUCAAGGGACUCACCUCUUUGUAUCAUUUAGAUUUAUCCUUCAACUCUCUAACCUAUAUACCUAAUGGCAUAUUUCCUAAAAGUCUGGGGAUGCUCAAACUUGCUUACAAUCAUCUCGGUUCUGUAGAUCCACAAGCCUUCAGCACGCUGACAUUCAUCAGUCUGCAUGGGAACCGCUUUCUCUGUGCUUGCGGUCUGAGAGACUUACAGACAUGGUUAAAUCAGACAGAUGUGCAAAUGUCUUACCCUGCUGAGGAACUGACGUGUGAGUUUCCCGAAGCGCAAAGAGGGAAGCCUCUCCUGCAUGCUAAACUAUGUGAGGACGAAGAGGACGAGAAGAGCUUCGAGGAGCUGAAGCUCACACUUUUCAUCUGCUGCACCGUCCUUACUAUACUGACCACAACAGGGGCUAUCGUUUUUGUCCGGCUGCGUGGCUACUGCUUCAAGCUUUACAGAAAGGUGUUUGUUAGAUUAGUGGAGGGAAGCUCGAAACUGCCCGCUGAGGAUGACUUCAUGUACGACGUCUACUUAUGUUUCAGUUCCAAAGACAUGAAAUGGGUGACAAAGGCACUGUUGAAAAAGCUAGACACACAGUUCUCUGAUCAAAACGACUUACGUUGCUGCUUUGAAGCACGGGACUUCAUACCAGGAGCCGAUCAUCUAUCUAACAUGCGGGACGCAAUCUGGAAGAGUAAGAAAACGUUAUGCGUCUUGUCCAGGGAGUUCCUUAAGGAUGGCUGGUGCUUGGCGGCCUUCAAUCUGGCCCAGACCAAGAUGGAGAAGGAGGUCCAGGAUGUCUUACUGGUGCUCCUAGUGGACAACAUACCACAUUACAGGUUGAUGAAAUACGAACCGGUCAGAACAUACAUCCAGACCAGGAGGUACCUCUGCUGGCCAGAAGAUAGCCAGGACUUGGAGUGGUUUUACAACCAUCUUAAGCAAAGUAUAUUAAAAGACACCAAAAUCAAGCAAGUGAAAAAAGACGUUGAAACAAACCACGACGUGGCAAACUGUGAAGCAGUAACUGCUUUUUAACCCAUGGAUAUAUCAGUGGAAAGAUAUACCAAAUACAUGGUAACACAUAACGUCGUUAAUGUAUUAGUUACUAGAUGAAUGUACCUAUAAAACAGGCAGAUUCAUGUGUACUGAAGAUACAGUAUAUCACUUAGAUAAGAAACAAAACAUGAGGGUUUUUAUUUGGGGUGUGAUGUAACAAUAAUAAUCAUUUUUUAUUUACCGACUUACCGUUGAAACUCUUAAGUGGACAGUGUUUUAUUCCUCUUCCAAAUCCAAAUACAAUCACGGUUAAUUUUGCGGAAUAUCCUGUUUAUCACCUCCAUCGCCGGCCCCUCUUUUCUCCUCUAAGUUAAUAAAGACGAAUGAAUAAAUAAAUAAAUAAAUAAAUAAAUAAAUAAAUAACCCGCAGCUUAUCGUGUUGAAAAAUCACAAAGUGUCGAGACACAAAGAUCUAUGAUCAAACCUGAAACUUUACCUCUCAAUGUUCUGACACUGGAGACUCCUUCCAUAAAUAUUAAAUACAAGACCCUGUGUAAGAUGUUACUAUAUACACUAUAAAGUGUUAGAAAGAGUGCGUUAAUAUAAACCUGUGAUUUGCAGAUGCAUUACUGUCAGGACCGCUGGCCGAUGUGAAAACAACGGUAGAAACGAAUCAAUACUUUCUUAUCAGUUUAGAGAAGUCAAAAACACUGUGGUGUACCUAAUGUUUAACUACAGUCUAGUGAAACAUCUACAAAUUUGGACAUUUUUGUACUUACCCCAAAUGUAGUUCUUUUGUGUUAUCCAACCUUUAUGUACUGUUCAGCACUUAUCAGCCGCACAGCUUCAGGGUAUCUAUGUUAAGAAAUAAUGGGCUUUUUUUGCAGUAUUGUGGGACAAUUUUGGCCCAUUCCUUUCGGCAAAUUUUCUUCGAUUCCCCACAGUUACGAGAGUCCGCCUGAUGGACUUGCAAUUUUCAAAUCCUCCUCAAAUAUUCAACGGCUUUUAAGUCAGUAGAUCGGCUAAGUCAUCCAAGCAACAUAACCUUCUUCAUUAGAAACCAUUUUUAAGUUACGUUGGCUGUAUAUUUGGGGUCGUUGUCCUGGUGAAAUACCCAUCUUCUCACCAGAUUCAGUUCACUGGCCUCCAUUCGUGUCUCCUUCAAUGACGUAUAAUGCCCAAGUACCGAAGCAGACCCAUAUCAUGAUUCUCCCACCUCCUUAUUUCACCGUAGGUAUGGUAUUCUUGGAUUCCUAAGUAGAACCCUUCUUUUCUCUAAACAUGACGUACUGAAGUAUUACCAAAGAGAUUGAAUAUUGAAGUGCAAAUUCUGUGGAAUAAGUGCAUACGCACAUUAUGACACGGGUGCAGAAUCGGUAUAAGCAAAUGUGAAUGUACACUUAAGGGUCCAAUUGUGUUUUUGUGAUUGCGCAACUUUACUUUCCCUGGUAAUUACAGGCAUAAAAGCUGUACACUUGAUGUUACCGACCUGUAGCAAGCCUCCGAAAGUGCACUUCAAAACUUUUACCGAGUUGAAGCUCUGUGUGAAACGUCUGCUUUUAACCUACUGUCAAAGCACUGUUGUUUUAAAGACAUUCAUAGCAACCA
This is a messenger RNA of Ictalurus punctatus (channel catfish), 4514 nucleotides long. RefSeq names its product toll-like receptor 5. The record is from RefSeq and is a predicted model, not a curated record. Bases 303 to 2945 code for a protein of 880 amino acids. The transcript has 2 exons. Gene Ontology annotation, cellular component: membrane. Gene Ontology annotation, biological process: immune response; toll-like receptor signaling pathway; inflammatory response. Gene Ontology annotation, molecular function: protein binding; transmembrane signaling receptor activity. Lineage: Eukaryota; Metazoa; Chordata; Actinopteri; Siluriformes; Ictaluridae.